CUGAGAAACGAACAACAAUCGCGGCGCGCUUGUUGUCAACUUCACGUCAGUCAUUUUAUACGCUGGCUAAAUUUUUCACGGUCGAAGAUAUCGGAAAAAAUCGUUGUCAUCGGCGGCGGAUUUUUAAAGCAACAUAAUGAGUUCUGGAAUGCCCGAGUUGGGCUCCAAGAUAAGCCUAAUAUCUAAAGCUGACAUCCGAUAUGAAGGACGACUUUUCACCGUAGAUCCUCAGAAAUGUACCAUCGCUUUGGCUAGCGUGCGAUCUUUUGGUACUGAGGAUCGUGAAUCGCAGUUCCCCAUUGCCCCUCAAAGUCAGGUGUAUGAUUACAUCUUGUUUCGUGGGUCUGACAUAAAGGACAUAAGGGUUUUGAAUGAUGUCCCCUCUUUGCCCAACGAUCCUGCCAUCAUGCAGAUGUCUGUACCGGCGUCCUUGGGAGGUGGUACGUCUGCUCCAGGACAAUAUGCGGGACAGUUCAAUCAUCCUGUGGUGGGGCAGACGCAGUAUCCUCAAUAUCACCCUAUGGCUGGAUUCCCAGGAGGUGUGCACACCCAACUUAACAAGACUAGUGAGUUGUCUCCGCAGACAUCUGUGGAUUUGGUGACUCAGCCCCAACCUACAACUGCUCCAAUUGGAUCAGGAGUGGUUCAUCACUCCAACCAAGUGAAAGACCAAGGUUCAAUGUUAGAUCUCAUUGGAGGGGGCUCGCAGCAAACGUCGUCUCGAUCUGGUACUCCGGCCGUUGGCCACAGGAAGAGUCCUACUGCGGACCAAAGUACCCAGGUGGGUUCUGUAGCGAGUGGAUCGGGGCAGCAGCGUGACAGCCGCCGCGGCAGCAAUUCUGGCGGUGGUCAGAAGCAGAUACGCAACCGCACCAACUCUCGCAAUAGGCAGCGCUACCCCAGCGGCGGAGCGCCCUCGCAUCAGCCCCACCAGUCCCAUCAACAGCAUCAACAACAUCAACAGCACCAUCAACAGCAUCAACAUCAACAACACCAACAGCCGCAGACGUCGGCGCAGCCCCACCAUCAUCAUCAGACUGGACAAGGGUAUAAUCGCGGUGGAUGGCGAGGCCGCCCGCGUGGCCGUGGUCGUGGUUUCGUACCGCGUAACAAGAACACCUUGAAGUUUGACAACGAUUAUGACUUCGAGCAAGCAAACACCGAGUUUGAAGAGCUGCGUAGUCAGCUCGCCAAGACUAAGAUCUCUGAUGAAGUAGUUAAAGUUGAGGGUGAAGUAGACAAGAAAGAUGACUCUGGUAAUGAGACUGGUGCGGGCGAAGCUGAAUUGGAUGAGGAUCAAAGCGGAUUCACUGGCUAUGAUAAAAACAAGAGCUUCUUCGACAACAUCUCAUGUGAAGCUGUCGAGAGACUGAAGGGUAGAAGUCAGCGGACGGAUUGGCGGACGGAGCGCAAACUGAACUCUGAGACGUUCGGCGUGGCGUCAGCAAGGCGCGGCGCGUGGCGCGGCCGCCCCGUGUGGAGGCAUCACAACAUGCACAACGUGCACAACCCUCAUCAGGCAUGGAGGGUGAUGCGUGGUGGAGGGCGUGGUCGCGGCAACAGCGGCGGGCGGCGUGCUCCCAACCCCGCGCCCGUGUCCGCGUCCGCUCCCGCCUCCGCCCCCGCGCCUGCUCCCGCCCCCGCUACCGCACCCGCCGUCGGCGCCGCCCAGUGACCCCGCUACACGCAUGCAAAGUAGAGAAGAGGUGCGAUGCUGAGUAUACAAUGAAUCUUAAUUUAUUAUCGCGAGGACUAAUCAGGAAAGCAGAUGUAACGGAAAAGUGUAAAAUGGUGAUUGAAAUGUUAAAUGUAAUCAGUUUAAAAAACGUAAUUUGUCCUUGCGGGAAGUAAUAUAGUGGUGAGGAUAUAAGCAGACGGACAUUGUUUUGGUGUGAUAGUGUUGUAUCCAAUAUAAUGGAAGGAAAAAGUCGGAAAUUCCCGUAAGCAUGCGCAAGAACAAAAGUGUCUUCGCUAGGAGGCGCGCUCACAUUAGUUUAUUGUAAUUAUAGGAAUGCAGUGAGCGGUGGUAUAUAUUGUUUUUGGGCAAAUUGUACAUUGACAUAAUGGUGGGCUGUAUGAUCCAGUCGCAACUCGACCGUAAAUUAAAAAGCGGCAUAAGGUUAAAUUAUGUAAUGUCAUUGCCGUCAUGCAAGGUGAGAAAUUUAAACUUAACACGUCUCCCUGUGCAAUUUUUACAGAGGCUAUGUAAAAUCCUGCAUAGUGAAAUUGAAAUGUUUGUUUAUGUCAUGGCUCAUGAAAAAUGUCCUUGAAGCUUCUCACCUAUUAUGCGCAUUUGUGCCUAUUUAAAAGUUGUAACGAAAGUUAGUUAAUAAUGUACAUGUUUUAUUAUUUCCAAAGGGUCAUUGUACUUCCAAUUAAAAGUGACCAAUGACCAGUUGUAUUUAUAAACAGCAGUCCUACUUAAUUGUGUUAAGAUAACACUCCUUUUGUAUGCUCAUGUACAGUAAAUGAAUGAAGGAUUCUGCUGGUCAGACAGGCUGAAAGAUAAAUUUUAUUGCGGUCAAUACGGAGGCUUAGAUGUUGACGUUUUGCAAUUGGCCCUAUGUGAAUAGAAUGUGGAUGACGUUGUUUUAUUGACUGUCGUUUUAUUGUUAAUAAAUAGAUAAAUGAAAUGUGAUAGUAGGACUGCUGGCGCGAUCCUGUGACGGUGCCAUGGGCCGGUAGAGAUAUAUGAACUUUUAUUACAGUUGCCAAAAGUUACAGUGCUGUAAUGGAUGUUUCGGUAUCUAGUUUUUUUUUUAGUUGUGAAUGGUAAUUUGUAGUGAACGAUACUUAGCCGAUGCCGGUGGGACCGCCACUUUGAUUUAUGCCAGAAUCAUUCGAAAUACGAAAGUAAUCCACUGUUUUAUCACACAAAUUUUAGUACCUAUUCGAAACUUUUAGGAAGAGGACUUCGUUUAAUUAUUUAAAGAAAUUGGAAAUAGUUUGUCGGUAAAUCUACAUUCUACUAUUAUUACCAUUGUUUGGCAAAAGUCCUUUUCGUGUGAAAAUGUGAAAUAACUUUUGACAAGAUGCAUUAUAUUUGUAAAAAAAAAUCUGUAACUCAAAAACUGUACCUGGUGAUUGUAUUGAUAUCGAAAUAUACAUUUACUACAAAUCUUCCAAAAAUGACUUUUUAUUAAAGAAACAACAUGAUUGGUUUUAAACAUUUUAUUGCAAAUUAAUAAUAUAUUUAUAAAAGUCCGCUAACCUUCAACAAACUUCAUACAAAAUGUAAUACAAACUUAGUAAAAAAACAGCAAAUACAUACACCCUACAAUAUUAUUUAAACAAAAUGUUUCACAUCCGUAACAAUUUGGAAGCUGUUAAAAUAUGCGUGUAUGUAUUUAUAUACAUACUGAUGUAUACAAUUAUAAAGAGUAGGAAGGUACACAAUACAAGCACUUACGUCUACAUUUUAUAACUAUAAUGUAUAUUACAUUGUAUUUUAUUUAUAAAAUAUAUCUUAAAAAAUAUAUAAAUACCGCUUCUUAUAUGAUGAGAA
Messenger RNA from Diatraea saccharalis (sugarcane borer), 3505 nucleotides. NCBI's taxonomy places the organism in Eukaryota, Metazoa, Arthropoda, Insecta, Lepidoptera, Crambidae. The record is from the annotation of a GenBank genome assembly.